AAAUACCUAGGAAAUAUAAUAGCUUAUUCAUUCCAAAACUAAAGUACUUCACAAAUAUUAGAAUAUUAAGUGCUAAAAUGGUGGCUUUUAUGUUCAAUUGGAAGCUCACUUUUGCAACUCUACUAGUGUUAGGAGUAUGGAUUACUCGAGCCACAUCUCGUACUUUGUACGAAGCAUCAAUUACUGAGAAACACGAGCGAUGGAUGGCGAUAUAUGGACGUGUAUACAAAGAUGAUAUAGAGAAAGCAGAAAGGCGUGAGAAAUUCAGACAAAAUCUUGAGUAUAUUGAAUCAAUUAACAGGAAUGGAACACGGAGUUAUAGAUUGGGCAUCAAUGGAUUUGCUGAUCUUACGAAGGAGGAAUUCAAGGCCAUUCGUAAUGGAUACAAAAUAUCAUCUCAGCAACGGAUAAAACCUACAUGUUUUCGUUAUGAAAAUGUGUCAGUUCCAUAUACCAUGGAUUGGAGGAGAAAAGGCGCGGUUACUAUGAUUAAAGACCAAGGGCAAUGUGGAUCUUGCUGGGCAUUUUCUACUGUGGCUGCUAUAGAAGGAAUUAACAAGAUCAAAACUGGUAGAUUAAUUUCAUUAUCCGAGCAAGAACUCGUUGAUUGCGACAAAGGUUCAAAUGAAGGUUGUGAAGGAGGCUUCAUGGAUUACGCUUUUAAGUUCAUUAUAAAAAAUCAUGGAAUUACUUCAGAAUAUAAUUAUCCUUACAAGGGAAUCGAUAGCACUUGCCAAAGAAACAAAAUUUUCAACCAUGUUGCCAUGAUUUCUGGCUAUGAAGACGUUCCAGCUAAUAGCGAAUCAGCUUUGCUUAAAGCCGUUGCUAGCCAACCUGUAUCUGUUGCCAUUGAUGCUAGUGGAUCGGAUUUUCAAUUUUAUUCUAGUGGCGUGUUCACAGGACAUUGUGGAACUAAAUUGGAUCAUGGUGUUACAGCGGUUGGUUAUGGACAAACUCUAGGUGGUAUGAAAUAUUGGAUAGUGAAGAAUUCGUGGGGAACUAGUUGGGGAGAAAGAGGGUACAUUAGAAUGCAAAGAGAUGUUAAUGCUAAAGGAGGACUUUGUGGAAUUGCCAUGAAAGCUUCUUACCCAAUAGCUUAAAUUAUUUUACAAGUAUGACGGGGCUACAAUGUCUGAGCUAGGAGAACAUUGUUUCAUCCUUAAUUAAUCGAUGAUGUAUGUGGUUUGAUUCUGACUAUUGUUAUCAUUUAUAUGCAAUAUGAUGCGGUCUUGUUCAAUCUAAA
Lycium ferocissimum is the source of this 1243-nucleotide messenger RNA. Its product is annotated as ervatamin-B-like. The record is from RefSeq and is a predicted model, not a curated record. Gene Ontology annotation, cellular component: lysosome. Gene Ontology annotation, molecular function: cysteine-type endopeptidase activity. The transcript has 2 exons. NCBI's taxonomy places the organism in Eukaryota, Viridiplantae, Streptophyta, Magnoliopsida, Solanales, Solanaceae. The coding region runs from base 78 to 1100 and encodes 340 amino acids.